AUGGAAUCGAAGGACACGGAUGCGCUGGCGUUCCGCGCAAAACCCCCUUGCCCGGGGGAUGAGAUCGUCAUUUCCGGCAUUGCGGGCCGUUUUCCCAACUCGAACAGUGUCAAGGAGUACGGUUACAAUCUGUACAACAAGAUCGACAUGGUGGACGAUCUGGAGACGCGCUGGCGCCACAGUAACGUUGAAAUUCCGCGCCGCAUGGGAAAGGUGAACAAUCUCGAGAAAUUCGACGCAACGUUCUUCGGUGUGCACUUCAAGCAGGCACACACAAUGGAUCCGCAAUGUCGCCUUCUGGUGGAGCAUGCGUAUGAGGCGGCCAUUGAUGCGGGCGUUAAUCCGAAAUCUCUGCGCGGUUCCCGCACCGGCGUGUUCGUCGGAGCGUGCUUUGCCGAGUCGGAGAAAACCUGGUUCUACGAGAAGAUCUCGUCCGGCGGGUUUGGCAUUACGGGGUGCUCGCGAGCCAUGAUGGCGAACCGUAUCUCGUACACGAUGGGUCUGAAUGGGCCUUCCUUCCUGCUCGAUACCGCUUGCAGCAGCUCGAUGUACGCCCUGGACUGUGCCUUCAAUGCUAUCCGUAACGGCGAAUGCGAUGCGGCGAUCGUCGGUGGUUCGAACCUGCUGUUGCACCCAUACGUCACGUUGCAGUUCGCUCGGCUCGGUGUACUAGCGGCCGAUGGAUACUGUCGACCGUUCGAUAAGGAUGCCUCCGGAUAUACGCGUUCGGAAGCGGUCUGUGUGAUGUAUCUGCAGAAGGCGAAAGACGCGCGGCGCGUGUACGCGAACGUGGUCUACUCGAAGACGAACUGCGACGGCUUCAAGGAGGAAGGCAUUACCUAUCCGUCCGGUGUGAUGCAGCGGAAACUGCUGUCCGAGUUCUACAGCGAGAUCCAGCUCGAUCCAUCGACGGUCGAUUACGUUGAGGCGCACAGUACGGGUACGGUAGUCGGCGAUCCGGAAGAAUGCGCUGGGUUGGACAAGAUUUUCUGCAGCGGCCGCAAGAAGCCACUGCCCGUUGGGUCGGUCAAAUCGAACAUUGGCCACUCGGAGUCGAGCUCCGGCAUUUGCUCGGUCAUAAAGUGUAUCCUAGCACUGGAGACGCGGCUAAUCCCGCCGAACAUUAACUUCCGCGAGCUACGCCGAGACAUUCCGUCGCUGGUUGAAGGUCGGUUGAGGGUAGUCGCCGACACCCAGCCACUGGAUGGGCCACUCAUUGCGAUCAACUCGUUCGGCUUUGGCGGUGCAAAUGCGCACGCCCUGUUGUACGGUAACACGAAGGAGAAGGUUAACCAUGGCCUUCCGGUGGAUAAUCUGCCACGAUUGAUAACGUGGUCCGGCCGUACGGAGGAGGCGAUCGACGCAGUGCUGACGGACAUGAGCAACAGGCAUCUGGACGCGGAGUACGUUGCGCUGUUGCACAACGUGCAGAGUGAGUCCAUUCCCGGCAAUGUAUUCCGUGGCUAUGGGCUGUACGCGAAGGAUGGUACCGAGAAUGCGAUCUGUCUGGGGCGCGAUACGCAGCACUACACCGGUUUGAAGCGACCGCUUGUUUGGGUGUUUAGCGGCAUGGGCUCACAGUGGAGUGAAAUGGGCACCUCCCUGAUGGACAUCCCCGUCUUCCGACAGGCGAUCGAGCACUGUCACCGCGUGCUGGAAAAGCGUGGCCUUAAUCUAAUCGAGAUACUCACGUCCAAGAGCUGCAAGUACGACAACAUUUUGCACUCGUUCGUGGGCAUUGCCGCAGUUCAAAUCGGUAUCGUGGACGUGCUGCGAUCACUUGAUCUCGAACCAGACUUUGUGAUUGGACAUUCGGUCGGAGAGCUCGGUUGCGCGUAUGCCGACCGGUGCUUUACUGCGGAACAGAUGAUCCUGUCCGCAUACUCCCGCGGUAUGGCUAGCUUGGAGACGAAGACCGUCUUCGGGUCGAUGGCCGCGGUGGGCCUUGGGUUCCGCAAAAUACGCACAAUGUUACCGCCGGGUAUUGAGGUGGCCUGCCACAACGGGCCGGACUCGUGUACGAUUUCGGGCCCAAAGGAAAACGUCGAAUCAUUUGUUGCGCAGCUUACCGAGAAGGGCAUCUUUGCCAAAGAGGUCCCGUGCUCGAACAUUCCCUACCACAGCAAGUACAUCGCCGAGAUGGGCCCAAGGUUGCUGGCACGCUUGAACGAGGUGAUACCCGAGCCAAAGAAACGAUCCUCCAAAUGGUUGAGUUCAUCCGUUCCCAAGAUUCGAUGGGAUCAGUCCGAAAGCCAAUUCUCGUCGGCACACUAUCACACGAACAAUCUGCUCAGCCCGGUCCUGUUCGAGGAAACGUCCGCCCUGCUGCCAAACAAUGCGCUGACGAUCGAAAUUGCUCCGCACGGUUUGCUGCAAGCCAUCCUGAAGAAAUCCAUGCCGAACGCCAUCCAUAUUGGAUUAACCAAGCGUGGCAACAAGGACAACGUGCAGUACAUGUUUAAUGCACUUGGCAAACUGUACAUCAACGGGUUAGACAUUCCGGCUGCCCGACUGUAUCCCUCGGUAGAGUUCCCUGUGUCACGCGGUACGCCGAUGAUUUCGCACCUUAUUCGGUGGGACCAUUCGGAGGAUUGGUUUGUGACAAAGUUCGAAAUGCAAAAGUCGACCAAGAGCGGCGAGCGUCGGGUUAAGAUUAAGCUUAACGAUGAGGAUUACAGCUACAUCUCCGGGCACGUGAUUGACGGACGCGUUCUGUUCCCGGCGACUGCCUAUCUGCACCUUGCCUGGGAAACAUUGGCCAUGGUUAAGGGUCCCAUGUACUUCGAUCUCGAGGUGGAGUUUGAGGACGUUAAGUUCCUGCGCGCCACCUCCAUCACGAAGGAUCAGGAGAUCGAGUUUACGGUGAUGCUUCAGCCAGGUACGGGUCGAUUCGAAAUUACCGAAGGUACGGCUGCCGUCGUUACUGGCUAUGUGCGACACGUGGAGAACAUAACGCUGUCCGAAAUUCCGGAUCCGCCUGCAAACGAUAUGCCCGUGCUGGCGACGCGAGAUUUCUACAAAGAGUUGCGUCUGCGCGGCUACCAUUACAGUGGUGCGUUCCGGUCGGUGUUGGAGGCACGGGCCGACAGUGCGUGCGGUAAGAUCAACUGGGAACUGAACUGGGUAUCGUUCCUGGACUGCUUGCUGCAGUGCUGCAUCAUCGGCAAGGACACGCGCACGCUGAUGAUCCCGACAUGCAUCGAACGUAUGCGGAUCGAUCCCCGUAUGCAUCUGGCGAUUGCCAACACGAUGGACGAAGGUAGCCAGGUGUUUGAGUUCAAAAACUCGCGCGUCCUCAACACAAUCCGUUGUGGCGGUAUCGAGAUCGUCGGGUUGCAGGCGAGCACGGUCGCACGCCGCAAGCCACCGGGCAUUCCCGUGCUGGAGACGUACCAGUUCGUGUCCCAUCUGCCCGCACCGAAACUCGCAAAGGCUGAUGCCAUUCGGGUCUGCGUACAGCUCGCUCUGGAGAAUAUUCCCGUGCCGAAGGUGAAGGUGGUCGAGGUCGACUUUGGCGAGAGCGUUCCAAUAACGCCACUGUUUGCCGAUGCGCUUGGCGAUCUGCCACUCGUAACGGCGGAUUUGAUGUUCCUGAGCAAACAGCAACUGUCGUUGGGUGGUGUGCACGUCGAAGAUGGUAAACUGUCCACGCAAACCAACUCCCUGUUUCUCAUUUCCACCAACUGCCUUGGACGACCGGAGUUUGUGGAGGAGUCAGUGGGAAGCCUGCACGAGAGCGGUUACGUGUUGAGCCGCGAGGCAGCCAAUCUGGUGGUGGAUAGCAUUGUGCCACCGGCAGGAUUCCAGCUGUUGGCCGUCUUCCCCGUUCCGGAGCACGAAACGCUUGUACUGUUGCAGCGCAUCAAGCGCAAGUUCAUGGCCGUACCAACGAUAGUGCGUAUUCCACCGAUGGACGAUCGGUACGAGUGGAUCACAUCGUUAAAGGAAGCGAUCAAAACCGGACCGGUGAUUGCGGUUUCGCAGGGCGAUACCAAUUCCGGCAUCGUGGGAUUGAUCAACUGCAUUCGCAGGGAACCGGACGGUGGUAUGGUGAGCUGCGUCUUCGUAGACGAUCCGACUGCACCGCCAUUCGAUUUGGACAGUCCCGUAUUUAAGAGCCAGCUAAGGCUCGGACUUGCCAUCAACGUGUACCGCAAGGGACGGUGGGGAAGCUUCCGGCAUUUGCAGCUCAUCCAGGAGAUCGAGUCGAAACCGAGACGUAACCACUGCUAUGCGAACGCACUCGUCAAGGGUGAUCUGUCCUCGAUGACGUGGCUCAGCGGACCAUUCAACCAUGGCCGUCCCAAGGGCGAGCUGGUGAAGGUAAUGUACAGUGCGUUGAACUUCCGCGACGUGAUGUUUGCAACCGGCAAGCUGUCGUCGGACUUUGCAAAUCUGUCCCGUGUUGAGCAGCAGUGCGAGCUGGGCUUCGAGUACUCCGGCAUUGGUGAAACAGGACGCCGUAUCAUGGGCAUGGUAACGACCGGUGCUAUGGCUACGCACGUCGAGUGCGACGAUACGCUGACCUGGACCGUGCCGGAAAAGUGGUCGCUCGAGGAGGCUGCUACCGUACCAGUCGUGUACGUUACCGUCUACUGUGCCCUGUUCAUCAACGCACACAUCCAGAAGGGUCAAUCGAUCUUGAUCCAUGCCGGCAGUGGAGGCAUUGGUUUGGCGGCUAUUCGCGUCUGUCUCGCGUAUGGACUGGAAGUGUUCACCACCGUCGGCACGGAUGCAAAGAAAGAUUUCCUCCUGCAGACGUUCCCACAGCUGAAGGCGGAUAACAUCGGUAACUCGCGCGAUACGUCCUUCGAGCGUAUGAUUAUGUUGCGCACGAAUGGCCAAGGUGUAGACUACGUGCUGAACUCACUCGCCGACGAUAAGCUGCAAGCGUCCGUCCGGUGUCUGGGCAAGUAUGGUAAAUUCUUGGAGAUUGGAAAGUAUGACAUGGCGAACGAUUCGAAGCUCGGUCUGAACCGCUUCCUGCGAGCACUUUCGUUCACGGCUGUGCUAGUAGACUUUUUGUUCACAGCACCGCAAGAGGAGAAGAUGGUGCUUCGCAACAUGCUCGAUAAGGACAUCAAGAGUGGUGUGAUUGUUCCGCUUAAGACGAACGUAUUCCCGGCCGGCGAUAUUGAGCAAGCGUUCCGGUACUUGGCUAGCGGUAAGCACGUCGGCAAGGUGCUACUGAAGGUACGCGACUCGCCCACCGAGGAGGACUCGGUUCCAAUAAGUUAUCUGCCGCGAGUGUACUGCAAUCCGGAUCGAUCGUACCUGAUCGCGGGUGGAUUGGGAGGAUUCGGUCUGGAGUUGGCCGAUUGGUUGGUGCUUCGAGGCUGCCGUAAAGUGGUGAUCAGCUCCAGCCGUGGCCUUUCCAAACCCUACCAGCUGUACCGCAUCAAGAUUUGGGAAACAUAUGGCGUGAAGGUAGUGAUCAGUACGGAUGAUAUUGCAACGCGUGCUGGUUGUGAGGCAUUGAUCAGUACCGCCAAUAAACUCGGACCAGUCGGCGGUAUCUUUAAUCUCGCCGUACAGCUUCGGGACGGCGUGUUCGAGAAUCAAUCGGUGGAACGGUUCCGUGAGUGUAUGGCGCCGAAAGCCAUCGCCACACAGUAUCUGGAUGAAGUGAGUCGCCGGGCCUGUCCUCAGCUGGAGUAUUUCGUCAUAUUCUCUAGCGUAUCUUGCGGACGGGGCAAUGCUGGUCAAAGCAACUACGGCAUGGCGAACUCCGUGAUGGAGCGCAUCAUUGAGCGUCGUUGGGCCGAUGGUCUACCAGCGAAGGCCGUCCAGUGGGGUGCCGUUGGGGAGGUGGGUCUUGUAGCCGAUAUGCAGGAAGACAAGCUGGAUAUGGAGAUCGGUGGAACGCUGCAACAGCGUAUCAGUUCCUGCCUGCAGGAACUAGAUCCGCUCCUAACGACUCCUGAACCAAUUGUAGCCAGUAUGGUUGUGGCGGAGAAGCGCAUCCGGACCAGUGGCAAGGAGAACAUUAUCGAAUCAGUGAUGAACAUUAUGAGUAUCCGCGACAUUAAAUCGAUUUCGAUGGACACGACCCUGUCGGAACUGGGUAUGGAUUCGCUGAUGGCGGUCGAAAUCAAGCAAACGCUUGAGCGUGAGUAUGAGCUGUUCCUGACACCACAGGACCUACGGUCGCUCACCUUCAUGAAGCUACAGGAGCUGACGGAAGCAAAGGCCGCGGCUGAUGAGAAUGUCAAGCUCAAGCUCGCCAACGAAAAAACACCAACCGGUGUUGCGAUGUUGCUCCGUAAUCUUGGGGACGAAUUCAACAGCCAGCACACGAUCCUGCGCCUACAGUCGGAGAACGACUCGAAGAAGUACAAUGCGUGUAUUUUGUUCACACCGGGCAUAGAGGGUGUCGCGGGUAACGCAUGGCACAACAUUGCCGCCCAACUGUCACUACCCACCUUCAUUACACAGUUAACGCACACGAUCGACAUGACGACGGUGGAGGAAAUCGGUCGCUACCUGGCACCCGAGCUAAUCGAGAACGUGUUCAAAGGUACGGAGCACUUCUAUCUAGUGGGCUAUUCGUUCGGUGCAUUCGUCACACUGGAACUGGCCCGUAUCCUCGAAGAGACGGGUAUGCGUGGCCAGAUUCUGCUCAUUGAUGGUGCUCCCAAGUUCCUGCGCAAGCUCGCCAUUGAUCAGAUGACGGAGAACUACACCGACGAGAGCAUACAGGUGGUUCUGACGUCGGGCAUCGUAAACACCAUCUUCCCGGAGGAAAAUAUGGACGCACUGCCGCUGCUUGCCUCUUGUACCACGUUCGAUGAGCGCAUCGACAAGCUGCUCGAACUGUCCAAGGAUCAGAAUCUCUAUUCAGAGGCUUACCUGCGCAUGAUGCCAAAGGCACUGUUCAAUCGCAUCAAAAUUGCACUUGAAACCGACAUCGAGCAUCCGAAACCGGUACAGUCUCCCAUUCUGCUCGUCCGCCCUACCGAGGUGUCGGUGGUGGACAUCGAGGAGGACUACGAUCUGUCCCGGUACACGGACGGCAACGUAAGCCUCAAAUUCGUCGAGGGCAACCACAUCUCCAUGCUGGACAACCCGAAGCUCGUACAAAUCAUUGCCGAUUCCGAUCCCGUGCUGGAGUCGGAUCGCUGCUUCCAGAAGUACCUGCAGAGCAACUCCGUCGCGGAGUAGGGCAGCAGUUAGUGUGCCGAGUGCUGUGCGCGUACAAGCUAGUUUAAGGGACUGGGGGCCGUUUUGAAGGAUCAGGAACACUACGGUUCA
Molecule: messenger RNA, 7251 nt
Organism: Anopheles marshallii
Lineage: Eukaryota; Metazoa; Arthropoda; Insecta; Diptera; Culicidae
Gene: FASN3
Product: fatty acid synthase
Exons: 5
Coding region: 1-7161 (2386 amino acids)
Biological process (GO): fatty acid biosynthetic process
Molecular function (GO): 3-oxoacyl-[acyl-carrier-protein] synthase activity; oxidoreductase activity; fatty acid synthase activity
Source: RefSeq, a predicted model, not a curated record